This is a messenger RNA of Protopterus annectens (West African lungfish), 7385 nucleotides long. RefSeq names its product zinc finger C3HC-type containing 1 (gene ZC3HC1). The transcript is spliced from 5 exons. NCBI's taxonomy places the organism in Eukaryota, Metazoa, Chordata, Ceratodontiformes, Protopteridae. Gene Ontology annotation, cellular component: nucleus. Bases 1 to 828 code for a protein of 275 amino acids. The record is from RefSeq and is a predicted model, not a curated record.
AUGGGUAAUCUGGCUUGUAGUGAUGGUAUUUCUGACCAGCUAACACCACUUUUUUUUUUCCUUUCUUGGUCGUGUAGUCCUUCCUCUCACCACUUACCAGUCAUUAAUUGCUCUUACUGCAUGAGAAGGGUUGGUUUGUGGGGAUUCCAGCAAAUCGAGUGUGUGGCUUCAGAGCCUGACAACACAUCCAGCACUCCCAGUACACCAGUUCCACAAACAUCUGAUAAGAAAGAGGAAAAAUCAGGACUUACUGCUGUGUCUCCUCGACGUAUGGUCACAAGAAGCCAAGAUAUUGCCGUAUCACAGACUGAACAGGCUGAAAAACCACCAUCCCCUGUUGGAUCCCGGACCAGAAGUCAUAAUUCUCACAGUCCCAGCCCCCUUGAUAGACCUGAUUUUGAUAGUGCAGGUUCAGCUACAAGAAGCAAGAGACCAAUGACUCGCAGUAUGGGAGAGGUGGCCCCUACUGGUAUUGAGAUCUCUUCAAGUCCACAGAGGAAAGUGAAGCGUUUGCGUCUCUGUUCCUUCAGCACUUCUGAAGUGCUUUCGUCUGUCAGAAAUGUUUUUGCUCCCCUCUCCCAGCACAAAGACUGGUGCCCUUGGGUUACUUUAACCAAGAAACAGGAAACAGCAUCACCCGAGAAUUCUGCUAAUAAUCAAUGUGAGGUGAUAGAAAGUCCACAGCCUGGAUGGUUGGUAGUACUUAAAGUUUUGUGUAGCAUGAAGUCCAGAAGUUCUACUGAAGGAGAAGAGUGCAUGAGUGUGCCAGACAAAUCUACAAAGGUGUUUCGGAUAUUCAAGCAGUGGCAUGCACCUUGCUCAUCCUAACAGAAGAAGAAAUACUGGAACUUGUUUCUUAUUUAGUAUUUUGAGACAUUUUUAAUUUCUUUUCUUUUGUAUGUACUUGAUGGACUGUUUCUUAAUGACAGUCUCUUCAUUGUAAUGUAUAGUUAUGGUGGAAUUUAGCACACAUGCAGUUCUUUGUCUUAUUCUAAAUUGCUUUUGACCCCAGGCUUACUGACUGAGGAUGCUUUUUUUAUCUUUCUGGUGCCACAAAACUUAAGCAAAAUGACAUAUCAGGACAAAAGGAAUAAUGCCACCUUCAUUAGUUAAACCACAGUAAGCUUGUUCUUCACACAUUCCCUGGUUAAUCUGUAAAGCCUAGAGAGCAAAGCCCGAGUGGUUUCACUGAAGGUUUUUUUUGUACUGUUAGAAAUGGUUAAAUAGACUUAUUUGAUGCUACUUGAGGCCUUAACUGUUUUAAAAUGAAAUAUCCAUUCUCAAAGAUGCAUAUCAUAAUGUACUGCCACAUAUUUGGUCAUCACUGAUAAAUCUCCAUUGUCUGGGCAUGCAGUUGUAUGAGACACACAUUUAAUUUCUGUCUUUAGCCAUUGAGUAAGGAGAAUGAAAUUCAGGGUUUUAUUAUUUACUUGCAUCAUGAUAAGCAUUCUGUGUCAUUAUAUUGCCUUGUCUGUGGUGCUCAAGCUGAAGAAUGUUGUCAGGUCAAUAUGAUGGUUUUUUUCUGAUUGCACAGCAUUAUUUGUGUCUACAUUGUAAAAUAAUGUUUGCCUGACUGCUCUUUGUCCUGUACCUGGUGAAAGGAGGAGUGGUAGGUGUAGUAGGCUGAGUAACAAAGCAGGAAAGUACUUUCAGCUCUGUUUCACUUCCUGCCCUACUCUGCAGUUGUGUGAAAACUCAUCCAGGUUUUAGAUCUUUAUGCAUGCGCAUAAUCUUUUGAAAUUAAAUUGCUGCAGCUCAGCUGGACUGACUUGGAGAAGUGGAUUAUUAACAAAGCUUGUGGUAUGUACUCUGUGCUCUGUAUAGAAAGCAUACAGUGGUAGUACAAUUGAUUACUUUUUGAGAGACAAAUAUUCAAGGACAUUAGUGUUUUGUCACCGUUAUUAAAUUAUCUUAUUCACCUUGGCAUGUGGUCCCUCCAUUGCUGCCCUUAAUUUUCCUUCUCUUGGUGUCUGUUUUCCAGCACCAAAUUUAAAAUUAGUCUUCAUAAAAUAAUAUUGUCCCCUAUCUGAUCACCAUAAAGUUAAUUGAACUUUACCCUCUGCGACUUCAAGGUAAGGGAGUGAAUACAAGUAUGUCCAUAGGCUUCAGUGGAUACACCACAGUGCAUGUGUGAAUUCUUGUCCCUUCAAAUCUAUUGACAUACCCUGUGCUAUCCCUCAAGUAACAUCAUUGAGAAAUACAAAAUUAUGUGGACAUACUUUUAAUAAAAAGUUUGUGAAACAUUUUAUUAAUAAACCAUUCACAUAAUUGUGGUAAGAUUUAGUGGAAAAUAUAUUGUGGCAUGUAAGUUAGAAAUUGCUGUGAUGUAGUAACUAAAGACUUUAAGUAUCGUAAGUGGUAUUUGCCAGUUCAUUUUAAAGUGGGAAAGCACUUCUUUUUCAUCUGAUGAAGCACAGGAGAGGGACCUCCUGUUAAUCUGCAGGGAAAUUGUUCAGCACUGUGUGCAUAAGAUUCACUGUGCUCAUCCAGUGCCUCUUUGGGUACUAGACCACAGGAGAACAAAAUAGAACACAGUACAUAAACUGAGUUGACACUAGUGUCCAGAAUACCUUGUCCACCAUCCCUCUUAUGCUGUUUGUCUCUCUUUUCAUCUAAAUUGAUUAGAGGAAUUGUUACAAGUGCCAUUCAUCUGUUAAAAUACAGACUUCAGUGACAGAACAAUAUUCCUAGUACAGCAUACGAAUGUGGUACCUACGGAGCAAGACGCUUUUCUUAAGUGGUUUUACUAAGUGAGAAUUCCCAAUCUGUUCUUUUUAGCGUUUUACUGAUGGAGGGUUUUGAACUAAUCUGUAAACAUAACAAAAGACCAAUAAACUGUCCCUAGAUCUUACCAAAAAAAAAUUGUACUUAGCUUAAUGCCCGCUUUUCCUUUACUGCUUGGAUAAAGCCCCAUUACAAAUCAAGUCAGCAGAUAAUGGAAUGUUUAUGUAAAAAAAAAAGGUGCCUCAUUGACAAAAAUAAUGUGCAUGUUUAUGUAUCAAGUUGUUUGAUUCAGCAAAACAAUGGAUGAAGAAGUGUGUUGUUCUCCUUGCUGCCUGGGAAAUUCAUGCAGUCCACUGAAUUCUGACAGGUAAAGUUGUGUACCAUACUAUGGUGACUUGCUUUACUUAGAAGUAUGUGGAUGCUGUAGAACAUUUGGAGGAGUUGUACAAAAAGAAGGUAUGUUUAUUUCACUGAACUGGAGUGUUUUAAAUAUUCAGACAUUUGAAACAUUGUCUCUCCCCACUGGGAAUUACCUGGAAGUACUGCAGUGUAUUAGAUCGAGCUGUAUAUUCCUUUGUUAAAGUAGAUAAUAUUGUAUGAGAAUGCUGAACAGACAUCACCAGCAGUGCAUGAUGGGACAUUUUAUAUUUGAAAACAUCACCACUUGUUCAUGGCUUUGUCACUUACUGACAACAUCCGGUCUACAUUUUUGAUUGAAUAGAAAAUUAAACUGAGUUGGGGUUUAAAUGGCUUGUUAGAAAAGGUAAAUCAAAGUUGCACUCAUGUUUGAGUGAAAAUGCAACUAAUUACACAUCUUCAGCUCCUUUUCCAUCACUUUAAUACUUUAUUAAGCCAAGUGACAUGUUAUAGGCAUACAAUUAUGCCAUAAUAUGUGUUCACCAUGGGGAUGUUUGAAUUGAAUGAGCUUUAUGCUUUUACCUUUGCAGUACAUUGUAACGUGACCAUCAAAGCACUAAAUUGAAUUUUGGAUUGUUUGUGCAUGCAGACCUGGAUACAAGUGUCUAUACCAUAUCAGUAGUAAUAUGUUUAGAUACUUCAGUUUUUAAUAAAUAUUUUCCCUAAAGCACAGUCUGUUUGAAGGACUGCAGUGGAAAGUACCAGUCUUUACUAGAUGUUGCCUUGAUGUGCAUUUCCUUUUUUAGUUAGUAUGAGCUGGUGUUAUAGCAUCCAAAUCUUUCCAGAUGGUAUGUGAAGCAUAUGCAACACACAUGCUAAGUCUUUCUUUUCUGUGGAUGGCAAGCUCAGUUUCUGCUUAUGCUCCUUAUGUGCUGUACUGGUCACUGACAUUGGAAACACUGUAUUAACACUAAGUUGUAAAGUGUUUUAUUACUUUAAAAUCCAGUAUUGCUACUGAAAAAAAAUGCUUAUGGUGACUAAACUGCUAUGCAAGUAUUUCACAUUUGAACAUGUCUUAAUUUGGUUUGCUCGUGUUAAGACAUUUCUAGCUUAAAUCUGAAAGUGGAGGAGGUAAUAUGCAAAUAAGACUUGACCUGUAAAGCAUAGUUAAGAUUAAUAAAAAGCAGUGAAAGUGUUAAAGCUUUGCCAUAAAUUUGUUAAUCAAAUCUGCCCCUCUGAAUGAGAUUUUAAGUAUGUAUUUGCAGAAGAAAACGUUAGACUUGAAUAUAUUGAUUGUGUACACACAUGGUACAUACACAUUUCCCUCAAUCUCACACACACGUGCCCACAUUUAUAUAAUAUGCUGUAUGUAGCUGUAUUCAGAAAACAGAUUCUCCUAAUAUACAAGCAUGAAAAUCAUUGCUACAUUAAUGAAGAUGGGAUAUGCAGGCUUAAGUGUACUGUAGCAACAAAUGCUACUGUUUGGCAGACAGAAUUUGAAGAAUGCAUUCUUCCUUCACUGUUUCUAUUUGGGAGUCUGACAUUUCAUAGAGAUUGAAUAUUAUGAAGCUGGGGAAAUGAUAAACUGUGAUACUAUAUACUCUAGUGUAGCAAUUGUUGUAUGGCAGAUGGUGUUUUUAAGGUUUGAAUUCAUGUUUCCAGGUAUAAAAUUUUGCAGUCUGACUAUUGCAUCACUUUACUUGGAUUAUUUUUGGGGAGGCAGAAUAAAGCAAGUUGUGGCAUUAGUUGGCAGGUAGAUUGUGAAAACAGAGGACAAGCAGGGAUGGUUAACAAGGACGUAAUGAGUGCGAGGCCUCAGACCCACACAUACACUUGUACAGUAGUGUGUUAAAUAGACUUUCAUUCUGAACAGCUGCUACUGAAGUAUUACAGUAGAGUAGUGUUGGCUAUUAACCUGCAGGUCAGUUGUGUAAAAAGUGGGUAGAAGUUCUAUCUGAUUAAACAUGUUUAUUGACUUGACAUUGAGGUGGAGCAUGUUGCCCUUUUUGAAAUUAAGUGCUAAAAUAUAUACUGUGGCUGGAUACCUGGGUGGAUUUGUGGUCAUUUCAUUUAAACUUUAACAUCACAGCUGUGAUUGAGCAUUACCUUAUUUCAUAAAAGCAACAGAUGCUUAAUCUUGUUGAUAACUUUAUCUUGUUCUCUUCAUGAUCAUUACUUUAAUUGCUGUACCAGUGACUGAGAGAAUGGCUGGUGCAGCUUACUCUGGGCAAUAUCUGUCUCAGUCCUAUAUAUGUGACCAGGAGUCGUCAUGCCAUUUUGCAUGAGUCUUCUAGUGAAUUGGAAAAGAAUCUGGUGAACACAUUCGACAAUUGGUUAUGGAUCUAGGGCAUAUGCUAUUCACAUCCUUGCAAUGAAGACAUAACAUAGAGUAAUGCGUGUACUGUGCAGAUAAUCAUUAGCUUUGCUUCCCUACCAUGCAGCAGCUGUGGACAGUAGUAUAACUAGGUUGGGGCAAGAGGGGCAACUGCCCUGGGUCCAAAGUUUGGGGGGGUGCAAUCAUUCAAUAUUGAUCUCUCUUUAAUGCAAUACUGGCUUUUAAAAGCCAGUAUUGCAUUUGUGGUUAAACCGGAGUUCUGUAGCACUCAUGUGUGCUCUAAAUAGUAGCAAGCAGUUUGCUACAGUUUAACAGUAAAAAAAAAAAAAUAUUUAUUUUUUGUCAACUUAAACCUGAGCAGUGUAGCACUCCGUGCAGGUAGGAUAUAAACUGUAGCAAUAGUUUGCUACAUUUGUAGUAUCAGUUUGCUGAAGAGUAUGAUGAAAGAGGGUUGGGGCAGAGCACAGAAAUGGGACCUGAAUGACUGGGGGGGGGGGGGGCAGCAUGUCAUGCAUCUGGCCACUUGGUUGGUGUGUCAGUAGAAAGAACAUCCUUUUUCUUUUUCUUUCUUUUUUUGUUGCUCGGCAGUGGAAUAGUUUGGGGGAGGUCAGUGUAGAUCUAACUGUAAUAACUUGAUUGCUUUCAAUGUAGCAGUUCUCUUUAUUUACAUUGAAGUUUGUUUUGCUGAGUGGGUUGGGAUGCUGUUGUGUAGUACACUCCCAAUGUGCUGGUUGAACCAGCUAUGUUUCUGGCUAUGGAUUCUGUUUCAGGGUGCUGAAUUGGGAGGGGAGCAGGAGUUUAAGAUGCACUGAUAACUGUUCUUAUCACCUGGAAGGCAGUUGUUAAGGUAUUUGAAAAAGAAAAUUAAAGUAAUAAAACAAAUCAUGCUGAUUUUUGUAUCUUGACUCCAAGAGACAGGUGAAAAAAGAAACCCUAACUAACGAAAUAUGUGAAAGACGUGAGAACAAGACUUGCCAUACCUUAAGUGGAAAAAGAAGCAAAUAUGUCCAUUUUCAUUUUGUUAUACACACACGGUCAUCAUCAGUAAGAAUUAUCUCAGUACAGGCUUCCAUCUUAGUUAAUGCAGACCUGCAGCAGUUACUGUUGUGUUAAUCUUGGUAGCAUUGCAUUCAAAUGUAGCUGUAGCACUCAUCUAAAUCAAAGUGAUGUAUUUCCAGAGCAAAACAGUAAAAUAGUGAAUUCAGAGAUGAUGUGAAACUGAACAUAUGAUUGCACAGUGCAUCCAUACAAGGAAAUGCCAUUCUUUUUAGUCAUACUUACGUAUGUUUUUAGCACAAGUUGGCAGUAAAGGAAAAAAGUACAAUUUUCACUUACUGGAAGAAGGAGUGCCCUUCUUCAACCAGUCCCAAUCAUUUCUGCAGUAAUGCUUGGCUGAUGUAGUUCAUUUUCUCUUCUGGAGCACCAGCAGUCAGUCGUGCCUGGGGAAAAGAAGGGUAUCUGUGCACUUUGUGACUGACAUAAAAGUUGGUUUACUUGUGACAUUGAGUUAGUUGACCAAAGGCUAUCUUCCAGGUUGAGACCUUGGCAGUUCAGUAAUUUUUACUGUUCGUUGUGUAUUGUGAAAAAUGCUACUUUUGUUGUAAUAUACCUCAUUGGAUUUGUAGAAUUGUGUUACUCAUGUAAGUCAAUCUUGAAACAUUUAGUUUAAUGAAAAUGAGGUUGUGCAAACAACACUGUUGGAAUCGAGUGUUCAUAGCAUACUUAUUCUGUCCACUGUAUUUGUUUUAUGACCCGUAAUGGGUUUCAGCUACUGUCACUUUAUUCCAGCCAUUUGUGAAUCUGAGCAAGAGACACCCAAUGAAAAUUAUAUUUUUGUAGUAAGAUGGCAGAAGUGAUAAUUGAAGUGUUUUACUGCACUUGUCACAAUUGUAUGUUUUGUUACAAGUACAUAAACAUGCACCCUGUAAAUGUACACUGUAAAUGUAUAAAUAAAAUUAAAAAUGUGGUA